AUGUAUCCAAAGCUCGUUGCUCUCGACACUGAUUGGACCAUCUUCUGGGGUUGGCUCAGGUCGAACGAAUGGGGGAAGGGACCCUGCGCCUCAAGGACAAUCGAAGACAACAUAAUCAAGGUCAACUACUGGGAGAUCCAGGACAAAACUAACCCUAAUCACAAGUGCGGCAUGUUCGAGGACAUUCCGCGUAUCAUCAAGGACAUCAAGAAGAAUGGCGCGAAGCUUGCCAUUGUUUCUCGCAACACGAGUAAAGCAUUGUGCGAUCGCGCGUUAUGGCAUUGGCAAGUGGAGGACGAGCACGGCAAGAUGAAAUCAAUUAUCGACCUCGUUGAAUUCGACGAAGUUUACAACUCGGACAAGAUAAACCACUUCCGAAAGAUCAAGGGCUGGACGAACUUCGAGUACUCAGAUAUGAUUCUGUUCGACGAUGAGGCUUUCAACAACACGGUUGAGAUGAUGCUCGGCGUUACUUUCCAGGUUUCAAGGGAUUCGAAGGGCCUUACAUGGGACAACUACCAAGCUGGACUAGCAAUGUGGCGCCGCAACAAGAGUAUCCAUAGCCCAUGGCAUGGACUUGAUCUUGCGAAGUACCCCAAGAGGAAGCUCCUUGGAUACUCCGGAAUGGAUCUUGAUACUAUAAGGUUACUUGAGAAGGGAGGGAGACGACACGACCGAAAGGAAGCUGCGCGAUGGGGAUUCGCGGUGUAUGUCGCAGAUGACCCGGCGGUCGCAGAGUAUUUCUCUGAGUGGAUCAAACGCACUGCUUUCGGGGCAGCAGCUCAGACUAUCGUCUGUGCCAUAUAUGCCAGAGACGGAGAUGUCUGGGAUCGCAUGAACAAGAUCUGGAUGCCAGACUGGCAGGAUCGUUGGACAAACGUCCAGGCCAAUGAAUUCGACCUCGGCUGGAGCCAAGAAGACCGCGACCGUAUUAUUGCGGGUUGGGGCGUACAAAAGCCAUACGUCCUCUUCGCGCGGCACCCGAACAUGGGGACGAAUGCCGGUCUCCGGUUUCCCAUUCCCGGCAACCAGCGGUUCAACGAGCUGGUCAUCUACCCGCAGGUGCAGGAGAACUUGAUUGUCAUUCAACAGAUGUCCAAUCAGGAGCUCCGUGAUGCGAUCAGGAACCAGAGCCAGCGCUACCCGCGUCUUCACUACGAACAGCUGUUCCGCUCCUGGAACAUCACGGUACCAAGGGAAGCUCGCGAGGAUUUUGCGCGGCACGGCGAGCGUUUCGCGUGA
Molecule: messenger RNA, 1242 nt
Organism: Punctularia strigosozonata HHB-11173 SS5
Lineage: Eukaryota; Fungi; Basidiomycota; Agaricomycetes; Corticiales; Punctulariaceae
Exons: 9
Coding region: 1-1242 (413 amino acids)
Molecular function (GO): acid phosphatase activity
Source: RefSeq, a predicted model, not a curated record